GUAGUUGUAUUAAAAUGCAUGAACUCAUUUUAGUGGCAUAAAUCUUUUAAUUAUCUCCUAAGCGCAUGCUUGACAUAAGAUGUAUUUACGGGAAGAAGUCAUGGCGUACUAGGUAUGUCUGGUACUCAAGCUUAUCACUAUAUUGUUCAGCUGUUGCAACCUGGUGGGCUGAGCAAGGGUCAGAAACGCAUCCUUCGUGCAGAGCAAGAAGAAGGUGUAAUAGGCCUGGUGAAGACACAAACUGAGUUUGCUGUCAGAUCUCAACCAGUAAAAUACUCAGAUGAUCUGUCUACAACAACUGUCAAAAAAUUUGAAGACGAUAGCAGAACUGAAGUCCUUGCUGCUGAGCAUAAUGACAAAGCCCUGAAUGCUAUUUUUGGUGCAGUUGAUGCCACACAAUAUCGCCUCAUUUCAAACUGUAUUAGUGCAAAGGAAGCAUGGGAUAUCCUUGAAGUCACACAUGAAGGUGAUGAAAAGGUCAAAACUGCAAAGUAUCAGAUUCUUAUGACACAAUAUGAAAAUCUGCGAAUGGAUGAGAAAGAAACUAUUGUAGAAUUUCAUGGAAGAGUUCGUGACCUUGCAAAUCAAGCAGCCAGAUUACAAGAGCCGUUUCCAGAAUCAAAACUUGUUCUAAAGGUGCUGAGAUCUCUACCAGAAAGGUUUGAUAUGGAUGUCAAGGCAAUCUCUCAAUCACAUGAUGCAAAAAAGAUGACUCUUGAUGCUUUAAUGGGUAAUCUUGAAACAAUUGAAUUAAACAUGAAAGAGGAUAGCAAGAGACGAAAACCAGAGAAGCAAAUUGCCUUUCUAGGGACUGAUCUGGAAAAUGAUAGUGAAGAUGCUUUAGCAUUUGAUGAAGAAUUCCAAGAACAGCUGUCCCUAUUCACAAAGCAGUUCAAAAAGAAGUGGAUUCAAAAUAAGGGAAAGAAUCAAAUUCAAGAAGGACCUUCUAAGGCAUCCACUUUCAGGGAACCACGCUUCAAAGAAGGAAAGUCGUAUGAUAACAGCUCCAAGUACAAAGGGCCGCUGUGUUUUGAAUGUGGUGGUCAUGGACAUAUCCAGACUAAAUGUGCAAACAACCUCAAAAAGAAGAGACAAGCAUUCUCAAUAACCUGGAGUGAUGAGGAUACUGACGAAGAUCAAGGUUGUGAGGAAAACAACUGUGCUUUUAUCUCACAGUCAGAGUCAGACGACCUAGUUGAGCAACACAUGGAUCUUCAAGAAAAGUGGACUGAACUGCUCAUGGUUAACAGAAGAAAUAUAGCAGAAAAGAAUUAGCUGGCUUGUGAUCUAAAGGUUCUGAAGCAGAAUCUAGAGAAAGCAGAAACAGAUAAUGAAAAUCUGAAAUUUGA
This is a messenger RNA of Cuscuta campestris, 1349 nucleotides long. Lineage: Eukaryota; Viridiplantae; Streptophyta; Magnoliopsida; Solanales; Convolvulaceae. The record is from the annotation of a GenBank genome assembly.